UUUUCUUAGAAAAGGGAUAAACGAAGUAGGGAAUAAGGAGCACUAGUAGGCCAUCAUUUGUCUUUUAUCAUUCAUAUCUUAAAAUGCUUUCAUAUUAGCUCAAAUGUUCCCUUUCUAUCCACCCAGUGACCCAAACAAUCUAAAAUCAAUUAAAUCUUUGAGUUUGUGAGAGGAAUUGAAGAUGGAUUUACGGUCGUUUCUUACAUCUUUUGGAACUUCAUUCCUUAUAUUUGUGGUUUUGAUGUUUCUCUUCACUUGGCUCUCUAGGAAACCUGGAAAUGAAGUAAUUUACUACCCGAAUCGUAUUAUUAAGGGUAUGGAUCCUAGUACGAAAACCCGAAACCCGAUGUCGUGGAUCAAGGAAGCUAUUUCUUCCUCUGAAGAUGAUAUCAUUUCUGUUUCUGGUGUUGAUACUGCCGUUUAUUUCGUCUUCCUUUCCACUGCUUUCACAUUGUUUGUUUUGGCUGGCAUUGUGCUACUUCCAACUCUUUUGCCUAUUGCCGCCACGGAUCACAGUAUCAGAUUGAAAAACUCCACAACCAUAAGCAAUGGAACGUUCACCGAGUUUGAUAAGUACUCCAUGGAACAUAUUGGACCAGGAAGUUGGAGGUUGUGGGCAUAUAUGAUUGCUGUCUACUGGAUUUCUCUAGUUACAUAUUUGCUCCUAUGGAGGGCGUAUAAACAUGUUUCUGAAAUAAGGGCUACUGCUCUUAUGUCUGCUGAACCAAGGGCCGAACAGUUUGCAGUUCUUGUAAGAGAUAUACCCCCUUCGCCCGAAGGUGAGAUCAAGAAGGAAGAAGUUGAUUCCUAUUUUAGAGCCAUUUAUCCUGAUACAUUCUAUAAGUCCAUGAUUGUAACAGAUAAUAAGGAGGUUAACAAAAUCUGGAAGAAGUUAGAGGGAUACAGGAAGAAACUGGUGCGAGCAGAAACAAUUUAUGCACAAUCAAGAACAAUUGGUAGUCCUGAGGGAAUCAGACCGACAAAUCGUAUUGGCUUGCUUUUUAGCAAUAAGGUUGAUACCAUAGAAUACUACAAUGAGAAGAUAAAUGAACUUACUCCUAUGUUAGAAACUGAGCAAAAAAUCACCUUAAGAGAUCGACAACUUCCUGCAGCACUUGUAUUCUUUUCGAGUAGGGUGGCUGCUGCUUCUGCUGCUCAGAGUUUACAUGCCCGAAUGGUUGACACUUGGAUAGUAGUAGAUGCUCCUGAACCACGUCAACUGAUUUGGAGUAACCUUUCUAUCAAUUAUUUUUCUAGGGUUAUACGCCAGUAUGUUGUGUACACUAUCGUUGCAGUAUCAAUAAUCUUCUUCAUGAUUCCGAUUAGCCUCAUCUCAGCAUUUUCAACAUUUGAGAAUCUUGGGAUGCUUCUGCCUUUCCUAAAACCUGUUAUCCAAAUAAUUUCUAUUCGAACAGUGUUGGAGGCUUAUCUUCCUCAACUUGUGCUUAUAAUAUUUUUGGUUAUACUUCCAAAAUUACUAAUGUUUCUAUCUAAAGCAGAAGGAAUUCCUUCGGAGAGCCAUGCAAUGAGGGCUGCUUCCGGCAAAUAUUUCUAUUUCACAGUUUUGAAUGUUUUCAUUGGAGUGACCCUAGGUAGUAGCCUAUAUAGUAGUAUCAAGUCAUUGGAGGGUAAGCCCAAAUUAUUGAGUGCAAUUGUUGAUUUACUUGCGGAGAAAAUUCCAUACAGUGCCAUCUUCUUCUUGACCUUUGUGGCCCUCAGGUUUUUUGUAGGGUUUGGUCUAGAAUUGUCCAGAUUGGUUCCAUUCAUCAUGUUCCAUAUAAAUAGAAAAUUUAUGUGCAAGACGGAAGCAGAAGUGAAAGAGGCAUGGGCUCCGGGGGAUUUAGGAUUUGAGACAAGGGUUCCAGGAGACAUGCUUAUUCUCACAAUUACCCUAUGUUACUCUGUUAUUGCACCACUGAUCAUUCCAUUUGGUGCUAUCUACUUCGGCCUGGGAUGGGUUGUCAUGAGGAAUCAAGCACUAAAAGUCUAUGUUCCAUCAUGUGAGAGUUAUGGGAGGAUGUGGCCUCAUAUUCAUACUAGAUUUCUUUCAGCACUAAUCUUUUAUCAAGUUAUUAUGCUUGGUUACUUUGGAAUCAAGAGAUUCUUCCACGCCACCUUCGCUAUUGUCCCACUUCUUUUAGUUUCCGUGAUUUUUGCGUUCGUUUGUAACAAGAAAUUCUAUCGUUUCUUCCAGCAUACAGCACUCGAUGUUGUAUGUAAUGAACUCAAGGAAACUCCUGACAUCGAACGCGCUUACAGAUCAUUCAUCCCUCCAAGUUUGAACUUUGAUAAGGAUAAGCUAGAUGGUGAUGAUCAAAACGGAGAGGAUGGUGAUCACUAUGGACAAGUUUAAUCUCAAAAACUGUGUAUUUCAUGCUAUGGUUAAAUGUUAUUAUAUGCUCUGUAUUUUUUGUGUGAUUUUUAAUAUAUACUCUCUGUAUUUUUUGUGUGAUUUGCCAAAGGUUGUACUUGUA
Molecule: messenger RNA, 2474 nt
Organism: Spinacia oleracea (spinach)
Lineage: Eukaryota; Viridiplantae; Streptophyta; Magnoliopsida; Caryophyllales; Amaranthaceae
Product: CSC1-like protein ERD4
Exons: 6
Coding region: 182-2353 (723 amino acids)
Cellular component (GO): plasma membrane
Molecular function (GO): calcium-activated cation channel activity
Source: RefSeq, a predicted model, not a curated record